Molecule: messenger RNA, 753 nt
Organism: Aureobasidium uvarum
Lineage: Eukaryota; Fungi; Ascomycota; Dothideomycetes; Dothideales; Saccotheciaceae
Source: the annotation of a GenBank genome assembly
CGCGCCACAGACAUGAGACUCCCCUCAGCACUCGCCCUGACGGCGACGCUCGCCUUUAGCAGUGCCGCUUCCGCUCAGUUGGUCGACGCCAACCUGGUCGGCACAUGGGCCACCAAGGGCAACAAGACCUUGACCGGUCNNCCCUUCUUCGACCCCGUCAACGACAACCUGAUCGAGCCCGCGCGACCGGGCAUUUCCUACUCCUUUACAUCUGAUGGUUUCUACGAAGAAGCAUACUACCGCGCCAUCUCGAACCCCGCCAACCCCUCAUGCCCUGGCGCCAUCAUGCAAUGGCAACACGGUAGCUACGUGAUCGGCAGCGACGGUUCCAUUACCAUGACACCCAUCGCCGUCGACGGUCGCCAACUACUCUCGCAACCCUGCCAGGGCAGCCACUCCAUUUACACGCGCUACAACACUACCGAGAAGAUGAAGGCAUACCGCGUCUACACCGAUCCCUACCACGGCAUCGCCCGCCUCGAUCUUACCGAGUUCGACGGCAAAAUCAUGCAACCCAUGUACCUCGUCUACUCUCCUCCCCAAAUGCUGCCCACCCAGACUCUCAAUCCCACUCUCGCUGCCGGCGCACCCACCUCUACUUCAAAAGCAAAGCGCGACAUCCCCAGAGAGGUGCCCACGAAUUUCAAGAUGGGCGUUCAGAACCAAGUCAUGAACCCCGACCGCUGGUGGUGGAUGGGUCUGACAUUUACUGGUAUCGGUGGUCUGCUCUACUUUGGCCCCAGGAGAAUGUAA